AUUUCCGUCAUUAUGGCUACAGAGUACGAUAACGAGAACGGUCGCUACGACGGUAUGUCAACCGGUCAUCUUGCCUCGCCAGCUCAGCUGAUUUCCCCGGUAACAUCAUCACAACAAUGCUGACUUGCUGCUGCUCAGACGAGCCCCGUUUCGCUCGCGACCGCAGCGCAUCUCCUCGCGAUGAGCCUCGUGCUGAUCGCACCCGUAGCCGUUCUCCCAACGGUCGCGUCGAUGAUCGCGCCCCCAUUGAUCCCCGCAAGAACCUCGAUGACGAGGAGGGUGCUAUCAACACUGGAUCCAACCUGUUCGUCACUGGUAUCCACCCCCGUCUGACCGAGUCGGAUAUUUCGCGUCUGUUCGAGAAGUACGGUGAUGUCGAGAACUGCUCAAUCAUGGUCGACCCCCACACCAAGGAGUCUCGUGGAUUCGGUUUCGUCAAGAUGGUUACUGCCGAGCAGGCCGAUGCCGCUAAGGAGGGUCUCCAGGGCGAGGUCAUUGAAGGCCGCACUCUGAGCAUCGAGAAGGCUCGCCGUAGCCGUCCCAGAACCCCGACUCCCGGAAAGUACUUUGGUCCUCCCAAGCGUGAUUUCCGUGGAGGUCACCGUGGUGGCCGUGGCGAUCGCUAUGAUGAUCGUCGUGGUCCUUAUGGUGGUAGCUGGCGCCGUGGUGACGACUACCGCUAUGGCCGCUAUGACUCCUACAGCGACCGCCGCGACUAUGGUGGUCGUGACUACCGUGACUACGGUGGCCGCCGUGACUACCGUGAUGACUAUGGUUACCGUGGUGGUGGCAGCAGCGGUGGCAUUGAUCGCUAUGCUUCCGGUGGCCGCGAGGACCGUUACAGCCGCGAUGACCGUCGUGACGACCGCCGUGAAGAGCGUCGUGGCGGCAGCGGUGGUGGCUACUAUGACCGUGAUGCUAACCCCCCGAGUUACGGCUCCGCAGCUCCUGCUCGUGAUGCCUACGCAGGCGGCGGCGGUGGCAGCAGCGCUGGCGGUGGCGGCCGUUCCUAUGACCCCCGUGACGACCGUUACAGCACUAGGUAGGUGAAGUUUUGACUGAUCUGGACGGUCGGAACAGGGCCCAGAGCACGUAACCUCGUCCAGUGAUGGGUUCGUUUAGCCUCCGCGCUUCUUUC
Aspergillus costaricaensis CBS 115574 is the source of this 1138-nucleotide messenger RNA. RefSeq names its product RNA recognition motif domain-containing protein. Lineage: Eukaryota; Fungi; Ascomycota; Eurotiomycetes; Eurotiales; Aspergillaceae. The coding region runs from base 117 to 1046 and encodes 309 amino acids. The record is from RefSeq and is a predicted model, not a curated record. Gene Ontology annotation, molecular function: RNA binding. The transcript has 3 exons.